Messenger RNA from Rotaria sp. Silwood2, 1877 nucleotides. Lineage: Eukaryota; Metazoa; Rotifera; Eurotatoria; Philodinida; Philodinidae. The record is from the annotation of a GenBank genome assembly.
UAAGCAUUUGGCUCCAAAGAAAACAGUAUGACCUUAAUAUGGGGUAUUUGACGAGCAUAAUGAAUGAUUGACAUCGCCGUGUUGCCUGAUGACUGCAUGCAAAAGCGAUCGAUUCUGUUAUGUAGACAAUAGGAAAUUGUUAAACAGCCCAGUGGAUCUUUGAAUGUUUGACUAGGAUUCAUUGUUGUCAUAUCAUACAAGUACAAAUGAGCAUGACGAUAGCAACCAGCAUCGAUUAUUUUCUCUUCUUCUCCUAUGGAUACGCGUAGCAAGUGUUUGAAAUCGAUUGAUGGCAAAAUGUGUGACGAAUACAUCAAGACAAGACUGCCCGAUUGUUUAUAUUUUUCCAAUUGUAGCCGACCGAUAUCGGUCAGAGCAACGUCAUUGGAAGGAUGAAUAAUCGUUAAUGAUAAUAUAUCUCGCACAUGUUGAUCAAUAUCACAUUCUUCACUACAGCCUGCUCCACAGAAUAAUUCCAUACAUGGCAAUGCUAAUGCUUGAGUCGCUUGUGAACUAAACACUUUUCAAGUUAUUAAAAUCGAAGAAUGAUCACCAAAGGUGCCUGAGGUUAUCUUUGAACAGCAAUCUUGAUAAAAACAACUGGCCAGCUCGAAGUUUGUAAUCAUCUGACCAAAUUUCAAUUGGAUAAUCGGUUGUUUUGCUAAAUCUCCAUAGAUACCAUUGUGUAUACUUUUCGACAAAUAGACACCACAUUGAUCAAUCAGAUAUUUACCACUACCGAUGAAACUAGCCGAUGAUGACAUCAAUAGAUUGGCUUUUACUGAAUCAAUUAUUGCACGGCCAUCAUAUGCAAAUUCUCCAAUGAUUUGACAGAUUUCUACAGGACACUGACUAAAUGAAACGGGUGCUAAACCAAUCCCUCGGAUUCCCAUUCGAUUCCAUUCAGCUUCGAUCUGCAAUCUAUUCGUUUCAUUUUGCAGGAGUAGCACCACACCAGAUUGAAUAUCGUUGACGGCAGGCAUUAGACGAGCUGAAAUGGCCAAUAUAUUUGCAUGUCUGACGUUAAUGACCCCUUUUUUUGGGUCCCAAAAGAAGCCAUCGUGCUGUCGAUGAAGGAUCUUUGAUGAGACAUGUUUCAUAUUGGGUGUGGGUAAAGACUAUAACUACACCCACAUCCACACCCAUCUCUGUUAUGCUUGUGCAUUGCAAAUCGAAGAUUACGACGAUUCUUUCUCGACAACUCCCAUGAGUUCAGUUUCAAUACAGUUCCUAUUCUACACAUACAAGCCUUCAGGAAGUGCUUGUGCAAGUCGUCUAACAAUCAUCUAUGAUCGUUCAAAUAGAGGCAUGAGUGUAAACCAAUGUAUUCAGUGGCACUAUCUUGUGUCUCUUUAAUUUUCUUUAGCAUGUAUUGGAGUUCCGAUUGGUAAGUGCGAUUCAUAAUUUUCUCGUUUUCCAUAUCCAAGAAGUAUCUUAAAGGUGUUAGAUUAACUGAGACAGUAAUUGCACAGACAUACUGUACUGGCCAAAAGAUUAUUGAUUUUGUCACAAGUUCACCCAUUGGAAUGACACACAGUGUGAUAACGAACACAAGUGCUUGUAAGUAGUUUGUUGUCUUUUAGCUAGAGUACACACAACGUUUAUUCUUCAUGAUAUUGAUUUUCGUAGAUCUUUCGACCAUGACAUUGACUUGGACACCACAAGCAGCACAAUCUGGUCCUCCAGGUUUUUGUGCUGGUGCAAUCGAUAAUAACAAUCUGCAGUCAGAUCCUUGGUGCAUUACGUAUUUAGUUGACUAUACGUCACCGAAUUUAAUUACUCCUACAAUUGUACAGGAUUCAGCAAGUCCAGUUGGUACUGUUUUUUCGACCCAAUCCGUAUUCUCAAUAAUGGGUAGGCAUCUUUUGAAAACAUAA